GCUUCAUUUGAUGUCCGCCUCAGCAGUGUUCUGACCCGUCAGGAAGCGGCAACCGCUGCAUUCAGUUCUUCUAUUACCCAUCCACCCUUCCCGCCGGUCUGCAUGCUGCCCCCCCAUGCCUGCCUCUCCCACACAAAUGGGUUGGUGCGCAUUCACCAUGUAUGCACGAGGAAUUUCCGGGUCUCAUUUUGGUGAGCUUGGUCCUGCAUAUAUUUCUCCACAUCCUCCAGUGCGCUCUGGAAGGAUUCCCCCUUCUUCUCCAUCUUCUUGAAGUCGCCCUCCCUGUACACACCACACAGAUACAGACACACGUGUACUUCCGUGCAUGGCCACGAACUCUCAGCUGGAAGUGCCUCCCACCUGUAGUGUCUCAGGAAGAAGAAGGGCGCCACGAUGGAGAAGGCCGGCAGCACGAAACUCAGCCGCGUGCCGUACUUGACCGCCGGCCCGAUGAUGUAGUCCAUCGGGUGCUUGUGCAAGCGGGACUCGGCAAUGUACCGCUUCCACCAAAUCACGGACCACUCGGGAUCCAAUAGGUGGUCCCGAAACAGCCGCAUCAUCACCAUCACGCCCCGCUUGCCCUUGCUGUACCCGCCGUAGAGAGCCCGGCCCACGGUGCUCUUGUUCACCAUCCGAAUAUAGUACGGGAUGGAUGGCCGGUAGCACAUGGCGGUCAAGCCGCCAGUGGCGGCUAAGCGCAGAAGGCGACUGGCGGGCGAGCGCAUGAUAGCGUCUAUCUCCUCGUCAGUGCGGGGCCGGGUCUUGAAUAGAAGGGGCGGCACGAUGGACAGCACCACGUAAGUGGUGCCAGAAAGCAUCAACCAGAGGCCUGAACAGCAAAAGAUACAAGAACACACAAGGCGCACGGUCGUUAUUGUCUGUUCUUCGCUGCCCUACCUGCUGCGAGGACGAUCAUUAGCGGACCUUUGUCCACCUGCUGCCUCUCCGCCCGCACAAUGACUCCAUCCAACCACUUGCCGCACCCCGUCAUCCAAUCCUCCCCAGGCUUCACCAAUCCAUCACUCUUCCCUUCACCCUUCCCUUUCGUCAGCCGAGUAAUGAUCUCCUUCACUUUCGUCUUUGCUUUGACAAGCAGAGCUUCGGGAGAGGAAGGGGCGAGAGGGAGGGGCGCGUCCGGCUCUGAUCUGAUGACGACGCGGGUGUUUGAGGGUCCGAAUGUGCUGCUCGUCGAUGGGUUGUAGCGCGAUGUUGCGAAUGGCCGCGGCCAUCGCGGCGCGACGGGGGAUAGCCGGGCAGCACGGAUGACGGCUGUGCGGCCCUGCAUU
Vitrella brassicaformis is the source of this 1286-nucleotide messenger RNA. The record is from the annotation of a GenBank genome assembly. Lineage: Eukaryota; Vitrellaceae.